CGGCGUAGUAAGGCUAUAGAAAUAGAAUAUAGAUUAUUAGAUUCAGAGUUAGGCACAGAGCGCGUCGAGUAGUGUGGACUGUAGCGUCGAUUGCUGUCGUCUGAAAGUCUGAGAGUGUAUUCUAUCGAAGAAAUAGUAGUAGUGAUUAUCGAAAGAAAUCCGACAGGACCAAUAUGAGUACUCCUGUAAAGAAGGUGCCUAUCCAUCUACAGAGUUCUCAGAAUCGACUAGUGAUUCGACAUGGCAAAAUAGUAAAUGAAGACGGCAUUACGGAGGAUGAUAUUUAUAUUGAAGAUGGUUUUAUUAAACAAAUCGGAAGGAAUCUCAUUAUUCCCGGAGGCACAAGAACUAUCGAUGCCAGGGGAAAGUAUAUUUUACCCGGAGGUAUUGAUCCACACACCCAUUUUGAGUUCGAAUUUAUGGGAUCCAAGUCAGUUGACGAUUUUUAUCAGGGAACGAAAGCUGCUCUUGCUGGCGGUACCACUAUGAUUAUUGACUUUGCCUUUCCAAAACCAGGAGAAUCAAUCUUAGACUGUUUUUACAACUAUCGUCAAACAGCUGACGAUAAAGUUUGUUGUGACUAUUCUCUCCAUAUGUGUCUACCUCAUUGGUCUGAACAAGUUAAAAGAGAAAUGGAGAUACUUUGUAAAGAUCACGGUAUCAAUUCUUUUAAAAUGUUUAUGGCUUACAAUUUUAUGUUGAAUGAUGCAGAACUAUAUAGCGCAUUCGAACAGUGCCAGAAAUUAGGUGCCGUAGCACAAGUCCAUGCUGAAAAUGGUUCAAUUAUUGCCAAAAAUGUAGAAAGGCUCUUAGCCAAAGGGAUUGUAGGCCCAGAAGGGCAUGAACUUUCUAGACCAGAAGAGGUAGAAUCAGAGGCAGUGAAUAGGGCGUGUGUUAUUGCUAAGCAGGUAGAUUGUCCUUUGUAUGUAGUGCAUGUAAUGAGUAAGCAAGCAGCUGAGGUGAUCUCUUUGGCUCGUAAAAAUAAUAUCCAAGUGUAUGGUGAAGCAUUGGUAGCCGGACUUUCUAAGGACGGUAGCCACUGCACACAUAACAGUUUUCAGUAUUCUGCUGGUCACAUUCUUAGUCCCCCUCUUAGGUCUGAUCCCAGCACACCUCUUGCGUUACUGAAUUUCCUAGCACAGGAUGUGCUUCAAGUAGUUGGUAGUGACAACUGCACUUUCAAUUCAAAGCAAAAAGAGCUGGGAAAAGAUAACUUUAGCAAAAUUCCAAACGGUGUAAACGGAGUCGAAGACAGGAUGUCCGUCGUUUGGGAGAAGGGAGUACAUGCAGGAGUUAUUGACCCUACACGGUUUGUGGCGAUAACAAGUACCAACGCAGCAAAGAUAUUCAACUUGUACCCCAGAAAAGGGUAUAUAGGAAUAGGUUCGGAUGCGGAUAUUGUCAUUUGGAAUCCUACCGCAACAAGAAUCAUUUCUGCAAAAACACACCACCAGGCCGUGGAUUUCAAUAUUUUUGAGGGUUUGGAAUGUCAUGGCGUUCCAGAAUACGUGAUAGUAAAUGGAAGAGUAGUUGUUGAUGAAGGUCAGUUGAAAGCAGUUCAAGGAUUUGGACGAUUUAUCGAAACGGCCGUCUUCCCACCAUUUGUUUAUGAUCCUGCUAAAGUAGAAGAUCUAAAACCGCAAAGAAAUGGAAAUGUAGAUGAGAUUCAAGAUAUCCGAGAAAUAGAAAAGAUUAUUUCGGAAGACAAGAUAUGCUUGACGCCUACGUUACCUGAAUCUAAUAUUGGUACACCUACGUGUAAAGCUCCUAGACCUGAGGGGCAGAGGAAUAUACAAGAUUCCACUUUCUCCAUUAGUGAAGAUCUUGACACUGAACAUAAGUCCUGCAUUAGAGUCAGAAAUCCACCGGGUGGAAAAUCGUCUGGAUUCUGGUAAACUGAAAAUAUUUUCCAAUGAAGUUGCUAGCGUUUCUAUCCGAAGCCUUGUAAUCUCAAACAGACCCAUCGUCUUCAUUAUACAUCUUUAAGUGCGUGUCAAUAUUGAGUUCUGAAGUUGUGCAUUGUCAUUUUUAUGCAAACACUGCCAAAAAACGAGCUAUAAUAUUUAAUCCCAUUAUAAAUAUGUAGCCUUAAAUCAUAAAAUGUAUUUAAUGAGGAUAACAUUGACGGCCACAUCUAUUAAGCGGAUAGCAGCAUUGAUCUUGGGCCAGCAAAGUUUUAUGUAGUAGAUGAUGCUAAAAAUAAAUUUACGCCUUAUAACUAUAAUUUCUGAUGGUGAAAGUGUAUUGUGAUUCCGCGUCACAAAUGUUUUGUAAAAGUACAGGCUUUUGGGUUGUUUUGUUCUCAAGUACUUUCAAACCCGGUUUGCAGCAUUUCCAACUAAUAGUUCAACUUCCAAAGGACAUGGCCAAAAACCUAUUAUAAUAUUAGCUAGUAUAUAUUUAGUAAAUUAAAUAAAAACAUUUCCCAAAGUUCACCCCUCUAACUAUAAUGAAUUUUUAUUUAAUGUUUUAACAAAAUUUAUUUAUAGUACCAGCUACGUCUGUUUACUUUUAGUCAUAUUAUUAAGCAGUCAAACUCCCACUGAUGAUACUUGCACCAAUACCUGACUCCAUAGAAAUUCAUGGUCCUAUAAAAUGUAAGUAAUGUGAAUUCGAUUUUCACGCAAGAGAACAUUUGACAACCUUCUGAGCAACAUCUGGAAAAUUAAAAUCCAUAGAAAAAUACACACAAAUAAGCUUACUCACAUAAAGACGUUGAAAUUGUAGAAUUUCAUAUUUCGUGUUUUGGUGUAAGCUUGGUAAAUUUGAUAGUAAUGGAAUAUAAUAUGGAUAAUGGAUAAUAUAUAUCUAUACGCUAUAUAUAAAAUAGGAACAGUGGUAGCGUGGUCAGUAACUAUGUGAUUUGUUAAACUAUGAUUCAAGUCUAAUGGUUAAAAAUUACGUAUUGCAUAUAUGGAACGAUUCUGAAUUGCAACUGGAAUGAAGGUGAAAAUGGGAACAAACUUUCGUGUAAACAAUAAUUUUUUCGAGAUAUUUUGCCCUGUUUCUAAACUUGACCCAUUAAAGGAUAUGGCGUUCUUAUAAAAAAAAAUGGUCGUAAAGUUCAAGUCUUGAAGUUCAACACUUGGACUAUAUUUUAUAUUUUUUUUUUCUGGUUAGUCUGUUGACUACUAUUGGCAGAUUUUUGGGAUGAUAUGUUCGAAAUAAAAGAUACUCCGCUGGAGAAAGAAAUAUCGUACUGAUACAGACGCUAAUACACUAAUACAAUAAAUCACAAUAAGCAUACGCAUUGUUAAAUGGAAGCACAAUGAAUUUAAAUGUGACUAUUAUUAAUGGUUUUACAUAUGUACAGAGCGUGUUCAGUUACUUCAACUUUAUAUGAGAGCUAUUAAUUAUAUUGUUUUUUGUGAGUAUUAAUACAUAUUUAAUUUGUCAGUUUAGUCACACAAAAAAUAUAAUUGUUGAAAUUGAAAAAUCCAAAUCUAAAUUUAACCAUUCUUCUUAAUUAUCAAUGCUGUUAAUACGGGCCCGCAACUUUAAAGGAGGUUUUGAGGAGGAAACGUCUAGUAACUAGAGCGGUAGAGUAGUCUACGUUAGAAGCAGCAAGAAAAAGGACUGAACUUGUUUUAAGUGAUAGGCUUCAGGCUUCACUAAAAAUAGUAGAUAUUCAUUUUUACGAUCUAUAAGACAUACGGUGACGAUCGUUUUUAUAUUUAAUAAAUCAUGCGAUAACCAGAAAUAUUUAUUAUUCAUCUGAUAUCUGCGAACUGAAAAACAUUUUCGGUAAUUUUUGGUGCUUGCUAAUUAUCGUAGAUUAAAUUACUGAACUCUUUAAUUAUUAUAAUUUUCAUUUCAUUUAUUUAUUCGGUCUUUGCUCAGAUGUGCUUAAACAUUGUAUCUGAACCAAAUAAUAAUAACUGAUACUAAAUUUGAUAGAUCGUUUAAUGAAUAAAACGUUUGCCUAUUUACAUAGCUCCAUGCUACAAGAAUGUGCACAAGGCGUUGCAGAAUCCAAGUAACCAAAUUGCUUCCACUCUCGGUAUUCAAGAAUUCAAAUAGUUUUUACAUACUAUUUAAUUCGAUGAUAGAAAUCUCCCUUCAAAUUUAGCUCUUGAAUUCCUUUACACGUCGUAGAACGAGUGCACGUACAUAUACCUAUUAGUUUAUAUAGUUUGGAAAUUCAAUAGUCUGUGAAUAUGUAUUUAAUUAAAACUGAAGCAUGUUUAGUUAAGAAAAAAAAUAAAAAUAGAAUUUCAUCUUUGAAAAACUAUCUAUAGUUACAGUUAACAAAAUUUUGAAUUUAUCAUUAUUACUAUGAGUGCACGUACGUUUAUUCUUUUGUUAUUGAAGCGCAAUGGAGAAAUCAAGUUUACGUAACGCUAACAUUGAACACAUAUUUUUCUACACGAAUAUUGAAGAACAUCUUUCUACCUCACGCUGGCACAUUAACCAAAUGGGAAGGUGUUUAUCAUUCUAUAUAGUGACUAUGGUCACACGUGAAUCUACGGAUGACAUUCUAAAUUUUAACUUGCGAGUUUUUUUUGAAGUUUUCUUGAUUGCGAGAGAGAAUGCUAAAUUGAUAAUGUACUUGUAUCCCAAAAGCAAAGUUUCGCGUCAAAUCCACUAUACUACAGAAAAUGUCAUCAAGAUCAACUCACUAGAGUGCUAAAUGUACCAAGUGGAUCACCCUGUAUCGUUACUCUUACCAAAGUAUCGCUUACGUUGUAUUAUUAUAAGAACAAUUACAAAGAAAUAAUCAGGUUUAAACAUGCAAAGGCUUUUACUAUUAUUGCAGCUUAUUGAUUGCUUGUUUAAGAAUUAUUAAGUACCUGUUUGUAUUAUGUAAUUUAUUAUAUUCUAGUUAUACAUUUUGUUAAUGAUACAUAGGAUCUCCCAAAAUUAGACGCAAAUUUGCUUGAAUAAUCAUACGUCUCGUAUGCAUCAAAUUUACAAAAUCUGUGAGCUGUGCAUAUUGUACGUGUAAAAAAUGCUUUUUUACGAAGCCGGAGUUACCCAAGCCCUUGUUAGUCGUCGUUUUUUAUAUUUAAGUAAAUCCAGCAAAAGUGUAUUUCGUUACAAAUCAAGGCAGUUUAAUUGCGGGAAAUUCUUCGUAUUUUGUUACACAUUAUCAUUAUUUACACUCAUUUCUAUCAUUCAAUUGUUAGAUAUUUCUGUUGCAGGUUUAUAAAAAAAGUUUUUGAUGCACUUAUUCUCUAAUCUCACAGUGUGUGUAGAAUUUCUAAAUUUUUCUGCAAGUAGCAAAAUCGAUUCAUUAUUGUGCAUCUCAUCUUAAUUUCAACAUUCAGAUACAUUUGACUAAGUGAAAAUUUAUACUAAAUAAAUUUUGUUUAUAUCCAUUAUUUGGUUAAAAACAGUGGCGUAUCAGCGCUAUAGCUGCCAAGGCAUUUUGUGUGAUAUGACUAGUAAAUUUUACACAUGCUAUGAAUGAGAAUCCGUUGGAAGACUAAUCCAAUCCAAGUAACAGAUCAUGUGUUUUAGCAUACAUUUUCACGGUAUUAUUAGUUUAACCACUUUAUGGCAGUACAAUAAGUAAUUUUUCUAAUUUAGAAAGUCAAAUCAAAUAAUAGCGGUAGGAAAUAUAUGUUAUGCGAAUAGUUUCAGUUUAAAAUAAUAUAUUUGUCUAUAGAAUUUGUACCAUUUAAGUUUAUAUAUAAAGGACUUUUAAUUCAUAUGCGUCGAUGUUGUGUACCGCAUAGCAGGUACGUGUAUCAAACGUUAUAAACAACGCGGCAUAUGUUAAGGCAACAGUUAUAUUUUGUGUUUGCUACCAUUUAUUAAAAAAAUAUAAAAUUAUUUUCAAAA
Molecule: messenger RNA, 5784 nt
Organism: Dendroctonus ponderosae (mountain pine beetle)
Lineage: Eukaryota; Metazoa; Arthropoda; Insecta; Coleoptera; Curculionidae
Gene: CRMP
Product: dihydropyrimidinase
Exons: 9
Coding region: 174-1895 (573 amino acids)
Biological process (GO): pyrimidine nucleobase catabolic process
Cellular component (GO): cytosol; cytoplasm
Molecular function (GO): dihydropyrimidinase activity
Source: RefSeq, a predicted model, not a curated record